AUGACACCUCCUCCCUGCGCGCAAACAGCUGAACACGUCGUGGUCGCCACUGAUACACCUCAGCGCCAUGCUACCAAGUACCACCAGCCGACACAGCUUGAAGCCCUGGAGGAUCUGUCGUGCGUAGCACCUACCGACCAGAUUAUCUGUGAGUCAGGAAAAGUGGACCUGCGAGAACAGAAUAUCGUUGACAUUGAAGAACUUGUGGAGCUUUGUACCCGUAUGGAAGAGGCUUGCGCGGGAUUCACAAGGUUUGAUUUCUGUCAGAUCUUGGAUGCUACAGAGAAUUUCUCAGAGAAGAUGAUAAUUGGAUGGGGAGGAUUUGGGAGGGUGUACAAGGGCCAGUUGCCUGGUGGACUUAAUGUUGCCAUCAAAAGAGCCGAUGAGCACGCAGCAAUGGUUGAAGUCAACAGUGAAUUGCAGCUUGCAAAGCUUCAGCAUGCCAAUGUGAUUCGGUUAUUGGGGUGGUGCAUCCAUGGGAAAGAAAGGAUUCUAGUAUAUGAGUUCAUGCAAAAUGGUUCCUUAGAUCGUUACCUAUGCGCUAGAGCACUGAGUUCAGAUGUAGCAGAAGAGCGCACGAGUAGGGUCGUGGGAACCAGUGGUUACAAGGCUCCAGAGUAUGCAUCUCGAGGAGUUUACUCGCUGAAGACAUAUGUUUUCAGCUUUGGCGUUUUGGUUCUGGUGAUUAUUAGUGGCCGAAAGAAUACCAUACUUGACAAGCGAGGGGAUACUGUUGGUGAUCUUGUACGAGAUGCCUGGCGCACGUGGAAGGACCAAAGGUUGCAUGAGCUUGUGGAUCCGUUGUUAGGGGAAAGAUAUGAAGCCGCUGAGAUAACGAGAUGCGCUCAGGUGGCACUACUUUGCUCUCAGGAAGAUCCAGCAGAUCGGCCCACCAUGACAGAUGUUGCUGCAAUGCUGAACUCUGAAAACAUAAGCUCACCGAUGGAGCCUAAGCAGCCCGCCGCGCUAAUCCAUGGGUGUGCCGACAUAGACACGACAUCGACAUACGUGGGCCGAUCAAGCAGGACAAUAGACAUAAUGAUAACGAGUUCAGCUCCAGUGUCGACCACGGUUCGAAUCAUUCUAGACCCGGAGGUUUGA
Triticum urartu is the source of this 1101-nucleotide messenger RNA. Lineage: Eukaryota; Viridiplantae; Streptophyta; Magnoliopsida; Poales; Poaceae. The record is from RefSeq and is a predicted model, not a curated record.